Molecule: messenger RNA, 592 nt
Organism: Jatropha curcas
Lineage: Eukaryota; Viridiplantae; Streptophyta; Magnoliopsida; Malpighiales; Euphorbiaceae
Source: RefSeq, a predicted model, not a curated record
UCAACCGGUGCAGCAUUUAUUUGAAUAAAGGUUGCGAGUCCGUGUUUACAUUAGACCAGCCGUACAAAAGUGAUAUUUGUUAGAGAUUGGUGAUGCUUUUGUCUUUGCACAAUACCCUGCCAUUACAGAACGAGAAAUCGGAGGUUCAUAAUGGUCAACGCAGAACCUAUCAAGGUCAAAGUCAAAGCUUUUGGGUUCUACUACCGCUUUUCUACUCUCUCCCUCUUCCUUAUAUUUAUGCAAACGCUAUACUCUCCCUCCAAACAGCAUCAAUUCUUGUGGAGAUGGCUAGGAGGCUAAUGCAUGCUGUUCAACACGAUGGUUAUGGUGGAGGAGCAGCAGGACUAAAGCAUGUCGAAGUUCCAGUCCCCACUCCAAAGAAAGAUGAGGUUUUGCUAAAGUUAGACGCAACCAGUCUAAAUCCAAUUGAUUGGAAAAUUCAACAAGGCGUGUUUCGGCCUUUUCUUCCUCGUAUAUUCCCUCACAUUCCUGGUUUUGACAGGUCUAGCUGGUCAGAUAGCGGUACUGGAUCUGUGGAUAUAUUUCAAAAAUAAAUAUACCACGAUGAAGAGAAAAUUACGACGAGUAUAUU